AGCUCCCAUCACUACGAUAAAUAGCCUUGCCUAUCCAUAGUUUUUUUUUUGUAUCCAAACAGUAAAAAUAAGUUUAAUCAGAAGCAUACACACAUAAGUUUAGUUUUUUUUUUCGUUAAGUGUAAAAUUUAUUUAUUUUUUAAGUGCGCGUUUAAUAAGAAAAUGUCAUCGCGAAGAUGGUUCCACCCAACAAUAUCGGGCUUAGAAGCUGAAAAACUAUUACAGGAACAAGGUUACGACGGUUCAUACCUAGCGCGUCUAUCAUCCUCGAAUCCGGGCGCCUUUACACUUUCCGUGCGUCGCGGCAACGAGGUAACACACAUUAAAAUCCAAAAUAAUGGUGAUUUCUUUGAUCUUUAUGGCGGUGAAAAGUUCGCCACAUUGCCGGAGCUGGUACAAUACUACAGUGAGAAUGGGGAGCUGAAGGAGAAGAAUGGCCAGGCCAUUGAGCUGAAGCAUGCGCUCAUCUGUGCCGAGCCCACAACGGAAAGGUAAGUGGAGGAGCAAACCUGAC
Molecule: messenger RNA, 514 nt
Organism: Drosophila navojoa
Lineage: Eukaryota; Metazoa; Arthropoda; Insecta; Diptera; Drosophilidae
Product: tyrosine-protein phosphatase non-receptor type 11
Biological process (GO): peptidyl-tyrosine dephosphorylation; cell differentiation; intracellular signal transduction
Cellular component (GO): cytoplasm
Molecular function (GO): phosphotyrosine residue binding; non-membrane spanning protein tyrosine phosphatase activity
Source: RefSeq, a predicted model, not a curated record